Oncorhynchus gorbuscha (pink salmon) is the source of this 2871-nucleotide messenger RNA. Its product is annotated as interferon-induced protein 44-like. The record is from RefSeq and is a predicted model, not a curated record. The coding region runs from base 208 to 1110 and encodes 300 amino acids. The transcript has 8 exons. Lineage: Eukaryota; Metazoa; Chordata; Actinopteri; Salmoniformes; Salmonidae.
UAUGCAGAUGAAACCAAAACAGAAACUAAAAACCAAACAAAGAUGACUAUCCUUCGAGGGGUAUAAUAAGAAGUGUCAGACUUAACCUUGACACUUAUUUGGGACUUCAUCGAAUUCUUGACACAUCUUAUCACUGGAAGACUUGAGGUGAGGAUUUAUUUUAUAUUUCAGUUGAAACAAACUGAAGAAUAAUUUGAGGAGAAAGGCAUGGGGUUGUUUAAAUCCAAACCUAGCCCUCCAACUCCACCUCCAUCACCAGCUUUUAGCAACGAAUGGAGACGCACACCUUGGGGUCAGAAAGAGGAAAUGCUUCAGAAACUGAAAGACUAUGUGCCUGGAAACCCUCAGGUGAAGACUAUCAGAAUCCUCCUCCAUGGACCAGCUGGAGCUGGCAAGUCCAGCUUCAUCAACUCCAUCAACAAUAUCUUUCAGGACAAAUGUAUGAACAUUGCCUUAGCUGAUAAUUCCUUUGCAGGUGCAAGCUUCACAAAAAAGUAUGAAACCCACAAAAUUGUGAAAGAAAAACCUGGAACCUACUACCCCUUCCUCUUCUAUGAUGUCAUGGGGCUGGAGAAUGGUAUUAACAAAGGAGUUGAUGAGGCGGACAUUAUCAAGGCCCUGAAAGGGCAUGUAAAAGAGGGUUACACGUUUAAUCCUGCAUCACCUUUAGAAGAGGGGAAUGAGUACUAUGUCAAGGCCCCCACUCCAUCUGACACAGUUCACUGCCUAGUUAGUGCAAUACCAGCUGAUAAACUACCUAUGAUGAAUGCCAACAAGAAUGACGAGAGGAAUGAUAUCGUCAAGAAGAUGAGAGCCAUCAGACUAGCUGCAAGUUACAUGGGGAUUCCCCAAAUGGUUAUUCUCACCAAAGUGGAUUUAGCCUGUCCAUUGGUGAGGGAAGACCUGAAAAAGGUCUAUCGGAGCAAGUAUAUAAAGGAGAAGAUGGAGCAGUGUAGUAAUGGACUGGGGGUACCAGUGAACUGCAUCCUGCCUGUGAAGAACUACCACGAGGAAAUCGACUUGGAUGAUGACAUGGAUGUGCUGCUAUUGAGAGCACUGAGGCAGAUGGUGGACUUUGCAGAGGGCUUCAAGCUAUCACAAGCUGACUGAUGGAUGUACAGUUCUCGAUCUACAGCAUGUCACUGUAUAAUACCUCCAUCUAAAGAAGCCCUGUUCACACCUGGUAUUUACACCUGACUUCUGUGAUCCAAUCACCAUGAUCAGAUUACUCUCCAACUAUGGUCCAGUGCGUCCACAUCAUUUCUGAUUUCUAACUGAAAAUACAUUUUGAAUUUCAUUCAAAUCUUGAGAUUGAAUUAUAAUUGUCUGUACUGUACUCUAUGGGAAUGGUCUGUCAAAGUCUGUAAGUGUUGGUAGGACAUUCAUUAAACCAUAGUUUCAGUCCUCCUUUACUUAUCAUAAGGUUCAAAGUGAACUUGUUACUGUAUGAAAUGGCUGAGUAGCUAUGUCUAUGCUCAUAUUUUAUAAAGUGAGUGUCAUAAUUGUUUAAGUUUACAGACUAUAUAUUAAGAUCCGUUUAUUGGUCAAUUGCACCAGAAAUGUUACCUCAGCUUUUAACCCAACCCCUCCGAAAGACACACAUACAUACAUACACAUACAGGUUUUGCAGAGGUGCGGGGGGCUGCCUCACUGGGUGCCCUGUGACCUGUUGUUGUGUCACUUAAUUGGGGUUGAGUGACUUGCUCAAGGGCACAACAGCAGGCAACGGCAUCUGGGAUUUUAUACCAGCAACCCUCCGGUUGCCAGCUCACUUCCCCACAGAAUUUCCCCAUCGGACCCGUGAUUCGAACUGGCAACCUUUUGGUUGCUGGCUCGCCACUAACCUGACAUCAUUGAAAAUUAGCAUUCAAGUGGUAUGAGUCCUAUAUAUGUAUUUCAUAAAUUAAGUGUCAACUAACUCUAUCGGAAAUAUGGUACUGUGCAACGUCAACACACCUCUGAGGACACAGAAACAGACCAGUUUGAAAUAGUGUCUCUAGAAUUUGUGUUGUCAAAUAAUGAUUUAAAAUAAGUGAAUAAACUAAGACAACAUGCUCAUGUGGAACACCAAAAUGGGAUUGAUUGUUUGGUAUUGUUUGUUCAAGUCUACUUUCAAAAAGGACAUAACCUGCUCUUACUAAUCCGUUUUCUCUCCCAGCUUCAGCCAUGACAGAAGGGAAAGUAAAAGUAAGAGGCCCCUCUUACAUAAGUGAAGUCUAGCAGUAUCAAGGUCACUGUUGUUAGGCAAGCAUUUACUGGUUAAUCUAGUGCCAUUGUAGACAUAUAUUUCAGAGAAUACACUGUAUCAGGUAUGCUCUGAUAGCAUAAUUUAUGGUUUUAUUAAUCUGUUUAUUCCACGUUUCAGUCUAUUGACCUUAAUCUGGAUGUAUCUUUAAAAAAAUAUAUGAUGUUACUAGCUUGAUCACAUGUUCAUGGGAACAGGAAGAACAGGUUAGACGUUUCUGUCUGAGGUUAGAGAUGUCCUUCUAAGGAGUGUGAGUUCUGAAGAAGUCAUGUGAUUUACUAUAAGAGCACAGUGCAAUUAGGGGUAGUCAGUAACAAGUUUUCCGUCCACCUUUUUAUGUAAAUGUCACGCCCUGACCUUAGAGUGCCGUUUUAUUUCUCUAUUUGGUUAGGUCAGGGUGUGAUUUGGGGUGGGCAUUCUGUUUUCUAUUUCUUUGUUUUUGGCCACGUGUGGUUCCCAAUCAGAGGCAGCUGUCUAUCGUUGUCUCUGAUUGGGAAUCAUACUUAGGCAGCCUUUUUCCCACCUAAUGUUGUGGGUAAUUAUUUAUUUUCUGUGUGUGUCACGUUCGGUUUCUGUUUACCUGUUUUGUUGUGAAGGUUUCACUUGAUUAAAGAUGUGGAAUUACA